Tachysurus vachellii is the source of this 10466-nucleotide messenger RNA. RefSeq names its product E1A binding protein p300 a (gene ep300a). The coding region runs from base 356 to 8446 and encodes 2696 amino acids. The transcript has 31 exons. Gene Ontology annotation, cellular component: histone acetyltransferase complex; nucleus; transcription regulator complex. NCBI's taxonomy places the organism in Eukaryota, Metazoa, Chordata, Actinopteri, Siluriformes, Bagridae. The record is from RefSeq and is a predicted model, not a curated record. Gene Ontology annotation, biological process: positive regulation of transcription by RNA polymerase II. Gene Ontology annotation, molecular function: histone acetyltransferase activity; protein binding; transcription coactivator activity.
ACAAAAUGUGGAAGCGGGUGUGUUUAAUGUAUAGGAGAGGGUCAGGGGGCUUGUACGUGUGUCUUUUGAUGGUCUGAAGGCGACUCCCCCUCCUCUUCCUCCUCCUCCUCCUCCUCCUCCGCUCGCACAAAUUUAUAAAGAACAAAAAUCGCGCUGGGGAGGGGGUUGAUACGCUGAAGCUGAAAUCGAGAGGCGAACCCAGGAAAGAGGAGUAUUUUGUACACGGGACUUUCCCCUCCUUCGUCCCUAAAAGGAGGGGGAAAAGUCGGAUUUUUAAGGCGACGAAAAAGACGAGGAUUACUAAUAGGCGAUAACGCCUAUUUUUGUGGAUAUAUAUUUUUUAAUUCGUAAAAAUAUGGCCGAGAACGUUCUGGAGUCUGGCCCGCCUUCAGCCAAGAGGCCUAAACUAUCCUCUCCGGCACUUUCUGUCUCCGCUAGCGAUGGAAAUGACUUCGGUUCACUCUUUGACCUGGAGCAUGAUCUGCCGGAUGAGCUUAUCAACUCCUCUGAGCUAGGUGUGUCAAAUGGUGGAGACCUUGGGCAGCUCCACACCAGUCUGGGUGGAGGUGGAGCAGCAGUCAGUGGACUUGGAGGGGUUAGCAAUGCUGGCCAAGAUGCAGCUGCUAAACAUAAACAACUCUCUGAGCUGCUCCGAUCAGGAGCACCACCUAUAGCAGUGCAACAGCAGCAAGGAGGAAGUCCAGCUGGGGCAUCUAUGGGGCUUAUGGGCAGCAUGAAGGUAUCUCCAGGUCCCCAGAACAUGGUGCCUCAGGGGCAGCAGCACAUGUCCCCUCAGCAACAGAUGUCAGGGAUGGUUGCUGGCAUGAAUAGAACUAUGCUUGUACCUCAGAAAGGUAAUGGUCAGCAGACUGGGGCCCCUACACCUCAACAACAAGGCAUGAUGGGAGGACAAAUGAUGAAUGGGACUCCCAGAAUGGGCUACCCCAAUCCAAGCAUGGGCAGUAACAGUAACCUUCUGGCAGAGACUCUUCAACAGCAGGCAGCAGGGGCCCAAGGUGGACUGAGAGCACAGCAGCCUGGAACAUUAAACAAGAUGGGAAUGAUGGGCGGUGCAAACACCUAUGGAGGCCCUUAUAAUCCAAAUGCAGGUCAGAAUCUGAGUGGUGGAGGGCUUGCACCACAACUCAUGAACAAACCAGCUUUACCUAACAGCUUGGCCCAAUUCAACAUGGACAAAAAAACUCAGCACAUGCCAGGCAUGCCAUCUAUGGCUGGACAGCAGUCAACAGCUGGUGGUGCUGGAGGGGCAGCAGGGAUGGUACCCAAUUCACAGGGAGGGCUUGGUUCAUCACCAGCCGCAUCAGUAGGAGCAGGAGUUCCUCCAACUGCGGAUCCAGAAAAGCGCAAACUCAUACAACAGCAGCUGGUUCUCCUGCUUCAUGCCCACAAAUGCCAGCGGAGGGAGCAGGCUAAUGGGGAGAUUCGCCAGUGUAAUCUGCCACACUGCCGCACUAUGAAGAACGUCCUCAACCACAUGACUCACUGCCAGGCUGGCAAAUCCUGCCAGGUGGCACACUGUGCCUCAUCGCGACAGAUAAUCUCACAUUGGAAGAACUGUACGCGGCAUGACUGCCCUGUUUGUUUGCCACUGAAGAAUGCAGGCGAUAAGCGGAAUCAACAGUCCCUACUAAACACCAGUAAUGUGGGUUUAGGCACUGCAUUGGGUACUGCACCAGGUGGCCCACACAAUGCUCCCAAUCUUAACACUCCAGGUCAGAUAGACCCCAGCUCCAUUGAGAGAGCGUAUGCAGCUCUGGGACUCACUUACCAGGGUAACCAGGCAUCUGCUCAGCCUGCCCAACAAACACCUAGGCCACUUGGCACUAUGGGUGGGAACCCAAUGAGUGUGAAUGGGGCUGUUGGUGUCCAACCACAGAGUCAACCAUCUAACCUUCUUCAAGAUCCUAUGCUGCAUGUCAACUUAAAUGCUCAAAAUCUGUUGAAUGAUGGUAGUGGUGUGGGCAAUAUGGGCUCUAUGCCUGUGGCCACUCCAGCUGCUGCUGCUGGCAUGAGAAAGAGCUGGCAUGAAGAUAUCACCCAGGACCUACGGAACCAUCUUGUUCACAAACUUGUCCAGGCCAUUUUUCCUACCCCAGAUCCAGCUGCACUGAAGGACCGGCGUAUGGAGAAUCUAGUGGCAUAUGCUCGUAAAGUAGAGGGGGACAUGUAUGAAUCUGCAAACAGCAGGGCAGAGUACUACCACUUGCUGGCAGAGAAGAUCUACAAGAUACAGAAGGAGCUGGAGGAGAAGCGUCGCAUGAGGUUGCAGAAACAGGGCAUGAUGCCCACUCAGCCCGGAAUGCCUCCUACUGGGAUGCCGCAAGGACCGCCUGGCAUGGGGCAGCAAGGGCCACCAACAGGACUUCCGCCAAUUUUCUCUGCAGAUGGGCCUCUAUCUGAUCCAUUGAUGGUGCGGCCCACUGGACCAAACCAAAUUGUGAACAGAAUGCAGAACCCUGCUGGAAUGAACCCAUUUAAUCAAAUGCAGCCCUUGGGACAGAGAUCCACUCCUCCUCUUCCACUUAACCAGAUGCCUAUGGGGCCUACAAGGAUGGCACCACCUAAUGUUGCACAAAUGCAAAAUCAGUAUCAUCCAUCUGGCCAGUUUCAAGUUUCAAGUCCUGUGGUUUCUAGUGGGCCGGCUGGUGUGACACAGCCCGGCCCUCAGGGUGGUAUGGCUCAGCAUACUCCAAUUAAGACACCACCGUCACUUCCAACCAGUAGUCCUUUAGCUCAGCCUGCCUCUGUUGGGGGAGUUGGUAGUGGGGUGUCUGUGGGCAAUCUAGGCCCCAAUAAUGGGGUUGGAGGGCCUCCAUCAUCCACCCCAUCCCAGUCUAUCGGUCUCUCCAAUUGUCCGGCUGUCCGGCAGAGCUCUCCCUCUCCAGCACGCAGCCGCACACCUACUCCACACCUCACACCACCUCCAAGCCUACCAGGUUCACAGACUCCACAGCCUCACACCCCCAGUUUGCCCCUCCUAAACCUGGGUGCCAGUCAGCAGCAGCUACCUCAGCCUGCUAACAAUGAUAAAGCCAUGCAGCUACAGCAGCCAUUAGGAGGGGCUCCAUCAACACCAAACACUGCUCUUGUGUCUCAGCAUCCUCCAACUCCACUAUCUCAGAAAGGCUCUCUGCCAGUAGAUGGCCAGGUUGCUACUCCUGCUUCUGUCAGCAGUUCUGAGGCAUCCUCCCAGAAGGUACCCUCCGAUGCUACUGCCACCCUUGAACCAAAGGCAGAGCAUGAGGAAGAGGAGGAUGAGGCAGAUGAGGAACAGUCAAUGAUGGGAGGUAGAACUGGAAUCAAAGGAGAGAUAAAGAUUGAGGAAAAGCGUGAGAUAAAGAAGGAAGAGACAUCGAGUGAGAUAUGUAAAAGUAUUCCUAUGGAAACAUCUAUGGCAGCAGGGGAGGACAAAAAACCUGAACUGAAGUGUGAGCCUAAAGAGGAAGAUGUUGGUUCUGGCACCACCAGCACUCCAGCUGUUGUACCUAAUAAAAAGAAAAUCUUCAAACCUGAGGAGUUGAGACAGGCCCUAAUGCCCACACUGGAGUCUCUCUAUCGUCAGGACCCUGAGUCUCUCCCUUUCCGCCAGCCUGUGGAUCCAUCCCUUUUGGGAAUACCUGAUUAUUUUGACAUUGUAAAGAAUCCUAUGGACUUGUCGACUAUAAAACGCAAACUUGACACAGGCCAGUAUCAGGAGCCAUGGCAGUAUGUGGAUGACAUCUGGCUUAUGUUCAACAAUGCCUGGCUCUACAACCGCAAGACUUCCCGGGUGUACAAGUACUGCUCCAAACUAGCUGAAGUGUUCGAGCAAGAGAUAGACCCUAUCAUGCAAAGUCUUGGUUAUUGCUGUGGCAGAAAGUGGGAAUUCUCCCCUCAAACUCUGUGCUGCUAUGGCAAGCAGCUUUGCACUAUACCACGAGAUGCUGCUUACUUUAGUUACCAGAACAGUUCACCAAAAUAUGGACUUCUUGCUGACAGGUACCACUUCUGUGAGAAGUGCUUCAACGAGAUCCAGGGUGAAAGCGUGUCCCUAGGCGAUGACCCAUCCCAGCCGCAGACAUCAAUUAACAAGGACCAGUUUGAAAAGAAGAAGAAUGACACACUUGACCCUGAGUUAUUUGUGGAAUGUAUGGACUGUGGGCGUAAAAUGCAUCAGAUCUGUGUUCUGCACAACGACACUAUUUGGCCUACAGGAUUUGUUUGUAGCGAGUGUCUGAAAAAAUCCAACAGAACCCGGAGAGAGAAUAAAUAUUGUGCUAAAAGGCUGCCCCAGACUAAACUGGGAAACUACUUAGAAGUUCGUGUUAAUGACUUUCUGAAGCGACAAAACCACCCAGAAUCUGGUGAAAUCACUGUUCGUGUUGUCCACGUCUCAGAAAAGGUGGUAGAAGUCAAACCAGGAAUGAAAUCCAGAUUUGUAGACAGUGGUGAGAUGCCAGAGUCCUUCCCAUAUAAAUCAAAAGCUCUGUUUGCCUUUGAGGACAUUGAUGGUGCAGAUGUCUGCUUUUUUGGCAUGCAUGUGCAGGAAUAUAGCUCAGAUUGUCCACACCCUAAUCAAAGACGGGUAUACAUAUCCUACUUGGACAGUGUUCACUUUUUUCAGCCACGGAGUUUAAGAACAGCAGUAUACCAUGAGAUUCUUAUUGGGUACCUGGAGUAUGUCAAAAGAUUAGGGUUUACUACAGGCCAUAUUUGGGCUUGCCCUCCCAGUGAAGGAGAUGACUACAUCUUCCACUGCCACCCAGCAGACCAAAAGAUACCCAAACCUAAGCGAUUACAGGAGUGGUACAAGAAAAUGCUGGAUAAAGCUGUGGCAGAGCGCAUCGUACAUGAUUACAAGGACAUCUUCAAGCAAGCCACAGAGGAUCGUCUCACUAGUGCCAAAGAGUUGCCUUAUUUUGAGGGUGACUUUUGGCCCAAUGUGCUUGAAGAGAGCAUUAAGGAGUUGGAACAGGAGGAAGAGGAGAGAAAACGGGAGGAGAACAGUACUUCCAUUGAAAGUGUAGAUACUACAAAGGGUGACAGCAAGAACGCCAAGAAAAAGAACAAUAAAAAGACGAGCAAGAACAAGAGCAGUCUGAGCCGAGCCAACAAAAAGAAACCAGGGAUGCCAAAUGUGUCAAAUGACCUAUCUCAAAAGCUUUAUGCCACCAUGGAAAAGCAUAAAGAGGUUUUCUUUGUCAUCCGGCUGAUGGCAUCCAAUUCCAAUGCUCUUCCACCAAUCAUGGACCCUGAUCCAUUAAUGGCAUGUGACCUGAUGGAUGGGCGAGAUGCUUUUCUUACACUGGCACGGGACAAACACCUGGAGUUUUCAUCAUUGAGGCGGUCCAAAUGGAGUUCCAUGUGUAUGCUAGUAGAGCUGCACAACCAGAGCCAAGAUCGAUUUGUGUAUACAUGUAAUGAAUGCAAACACCAUGUUGAAACACGCUUCCACUGCACUGUAUGUGAGGAUUAUGACCUUUGCAUCACUUGCUACAAUAUAAAGGGUCAUGAGCACAAAAUGGAGAAGCUGGGCCUGGGUCUGGAUGAUGAGAGUAACAACCAAACUGCAGCAUCCAUGCAGAGUCCUGGUGACUCACGCCGUCUUAGCAUUCAGCGUUGCAUUCAAUCCCUUGUACAUGCUUGCCAGUGCCGCAAUGCCAACUGCUCACUUCCAUCCUGUCAGAAGAUGAAAAGAGUGGUCCAACACACCAAGGGCUGCAAGCGCAAAACCAAUGGAGGUUGCCCUAUUUGCAAGCAGCUUAUUGCACUUUGUUGUUACCAUGCUAAACACUGCCAAGAGAACAAGUGUCCUGUGCCUUUCUGCCUAAACAUCAAGCAGAAACUGCGUCAACAGCAGCUACAACACCGGGUUCAGCAGGCGCAGAUGCUUCGGAGAAGGGUGGCUAGCAUGCAAAGAACAGGCCAACCACUUACUGUGGGAAAUGAAGGGUUGCCAUCACCCAGCAACAAUGGUACUACUGGCCCUGGGACCCCCACACAAAGUACUCAGUCUCCUGCCUUACAGCCACCCACUCAGCAAUGUCCAAAUUCUGUUCCCCAGCCUGGGGUUGCAGGUGGUCCCCAUCAGCAGCAGCAGCAACUUACAGGAAUUGUGCAGCAGCAUAUUCAAUUCCAGCAGCUACCUGGUGGUGGUGGUGGUGGUGGUGGUGGUGGGAUGAUGAACUCUCCACAGCAACAGGUGGUUCAACAACAACCACCAUCACUGCAGCCACCCUCAGUGCAGCAGCUUCAGCAUCCCAACAGCCUUCCUCCAUAUGUGCAGAGACCUCCGGGUUCCUCUACACUUUCUCAGUCUAUGGGGAAACCUGGCAUGGGCCCAGCCAAUCUGCCACAGCAACAACAUUCAGUCCCUGCACAGUCAGCAUUUCCGUCACAGCAGUCCUCUGGUCCUCCACCUGCAGCCUUGGAAAUGGCCCUGAAGAUUCAGCGAGUGGCAGAGACUCAAAGGCAAUUGGCAAAACAGAAAAGCCUACAGAUGAAUCAAGGACCAGGGAUGAUGGCACCACACACAUUGCAUCAAGGCCAUCAGACCUCAAACCCAAUGGGUAUAAAUCCUGGAGCAGGGAUGGUGGGGACCCAGGGAUUAAACCCCCAGGCACAAUCCAUUAUACCCAGGGUGCAAAUGGAGCAACAGCAAGGUGUUGUAGGAGCUGGCCAGCAGCAACAAGGAGGGCCUCAAAAUCAGCUUUCUCCUCAGGUGCAAAUGCCACAAGCUUCACAGGGUGGGCCUCAACUCCAGCCUCCACAGCAGAGGGGAACCCCGGGCAUCAGCCCUCAGCAGCGACUUGGAAUGUUGAGUCAAAUGGGUCAUGCAGGAAUGGUUGCUGGGCAACAACCACAGCAGGCUGGGCAACAACAGCAGCAUCAGCUUCCCCAACAACAGGGUCAACCAGGAGUGAUGGGUAUGAUGGGUGGCCCAGGUGGUGCUACAAACCCAGGUACUGGCAGUGGAGGUCUCCUUCAGAGUGCCUUGCAAGACCUUCUUAGAAUUCUGCGUUCCCCCAGUUCCCCCCAUCAACAGCAACAGGUCCUGAAAAUAUUGCGUUCAAAUCCUCAGCUUAUGGCAACAUUUGUUAAGCAGCGUGUGCCAAAAUACCUUGGAAGAGGUGGGCCUGGGGCUGGAGGUGCAGGCCCAGCAGGCAUGGAAAGCCCGCAAAUAAAUGUAAAUACAGGGGGCAGUCAACCAGGUAUGCACUUGGGCCAAGGGACCGGGAUGCCCCCCACAAACGUGCUUCAGCAGCAACAACAACUUCAGCAGCAGCAGCAACAACAACUUCAGCAGCAGCAGCAACAACAACUUCAGCAGCAGCAGCAGCAACAACUUCAGCAGCAGCAGCAGCAGCAACAACUUCAGCAGCAGCAGCAGCAGCAACAACUUCAGCAGCAGCAGCAACAACAACUUCAGCAGCAGCAGCAACAACUUCAGCAGCGUUCACUUAUGGGUGUGAAUAUGCAGCAGCAACAUGGUGUUAUGCCAGGUCAAGGCUCAAACAUGGCAAAUAUGUCUCCCCAGUUCAAAGAAUUAAUGAGGAAACAUUUGCUGCAGCAGCAGCAGCUGCAGCAGCAGCAGAUGGGAAACCUCAGUCAGUUCCAGCAUCCCCAAACACAACAGCAGCAAAGUUAUCUUGGCCAGCCUGGGAUGCUACCACAGCAGCCAGGUCAAGCUCAUGCUGGUGGGCUUCCGCAACAGCAAGGAGGACCGCAGGCUGGGCUGCAACAGAAUUAUUCUGGACCCAUGUCUCCGCAGGUGGCAGCAGCUUUACAACAGAGGUUGCAACAACAACAGCAGCAGCAGCAACAAAAUGCCAUGGGUGGGUACCAAGGAAGUGAUGGUAGUUCACUUCAGCAGCAGCAGCUACAGCCCCCUCAAUGUGGUUCUCAGUCUUCCCAGUCUCUUAUUCAGCAAUCACUGCACCAAAGGCUUCUCCAACAGCAACAGCAACAGCACCUAGGUGGUGGCUCUCCUGCUCAUCAUAAUAAUCCCAUGAGUCCUCAACAACCAAUAUCCCAGUCUCCACAUUUACAAGGCCAACAACUCUCCACUUCUCUCAGUAACCAAGUGCGGUCACCCCAGCCAUCACCGCGACCCCAGUCUCUACCACCGAAUUCUAGUCCAUCUCCUCGCAUGCAACCCCAGCCUUCACCGCACCGCAUCUCUCCCCAAACAGGCUCUCCACACCCUGGUCAUCUUCCCUCACAUCACACUGGCAUGGUAGCACCUCCACAACAACCACAGCAGCCAACGCAACAGCAACAGACUAAUGCUUUGGACCAAUCCCCCUUUGUGUCUGACCAGAAUGCCAUGCUUUCGCAGCUUGGUGGAAUGGGGCCCCUGCAUGGGCAAGGAACUAAUGACAUGCUAGCUGGCAACAACCAAGACAUGGGGACAAAUAUUAAUCACGGCUCAUUAGAUUUAAUGUAGCAUUAGUCCUCAAAACACUUAACAGGAAUGGGUUGCAAUUUUUAAAUAUACUGUUGCCCUCAUUAGUGUUAUUAUUUAAUAUUUUUGAUGUAAAUGAAAAGACUACACCUUCCUAUGGGAGAUUUACUACAUUAAAUGAGCAAAUUAAUAAAUUAAAUGAAUGGUAAGUUAUUGCUGUUAAUAUAUGCAUAUAUAUUUUUAGCCAAUUGUGUUCAAAGGGUUCUGGGUGAAAGGAUGGUAAUAUUCUCCUUGGUAUUUGACAAGUACUAUUUUUGGGGAUGACUGCCUUUUUAUAAAUAUUUUUUUAAGAUUUUAAAUGCAUAAAAUUAAAGAGAAAAAAGUGUUAAAACAUUUAAAUCUUUGUUGUUUUUCCCUCCAUACACAUUCAAUAUUGUGCCCAUUUUGAAAGUGUUAACUACCAUCAGCAGUUGUUUUUCUUCGUUCUUGUGUUCAGAUUAAAUCCCUACAGUGGCCCCCUACUGGACCACUAUUGGCAUGUUCUGCUUAAAGUGGCUACAAUUUUGUAAUCUAUGUAUUUCUAUUUCCAAGAAAGAAAUGGAUAACUUUAUAUGCGUGAAAAUCGCAGUGUCCCUUUUUUUCCCCCGAUGACAGAUUGCAUGGGAAAAGUUUGUCAUUUGAUGCAUGUCAUGGUUUUCCCAAUACCAUAGACCCGGUCAUUUGAAUGUGUAUUACAUUCUUUCAUUUUGUGUUUUUAUAAAUGGAAUGGUACUAGAACUGCUGACACUACAUAUGUGCUAUAAUCAUAGGACACAGUGCAGUAAUUUCUACCAUGAAUCUUAAACUCUGAUGAGGGAACUUUUUGAUUUAUCAAGAAAGCAAUCUUGACAGACUUGAUGUCCUUACUCCUCCUCUCUACAGGAAGAAACUAUUUUCCUGACUCUCUGCUUUUUGAUGCUCAGACUUUUGGCAUUUUAAUUGUCUUUUUCCUACUGUCUAAAGAAAUUCUGGACUUCAGUACCUUUUUUUUUUUUUUUUUUUUUUUUUUGUAGUAAAUUGUAAAUGAAACUGGAUAGUCAAGUCCAACAAUUUUGUAUUUAUGUUUUCCUUCUCAUUUAAGCUCAAGGGACUUGAGCCUUUAGGGCAGCUUGGAGCAUGUAGGCUCAAUAUGAAGAUUUGAUAUGGGUGAUAUAAGAUUUCAUGGGUGGGUUGUUUUGUCAGACCAAUAUUAUUUUUAAAUAGAAAAUGUGUGCACUAACAAGGCACUGCUGGUUCUCUCUGUCUUUACAUUGCACACAAACACACUGUGGAGGGCACCUACUGUCCAUUUUUAGAUAGUAAGAGAGGUAAAAUGAAUAUGAAAGAUCGCAAACUCAAAUUUCCUGGUUUCCCCAAUUCUUCACAAGUUUAACUGGUAAAGUUAGCAUGACCUGACCUGAAAAGUGGCAAUAUGGUGUGAGACUUAUUUUAUAAAAAUACUUGUCUUUUUAUAUAUAGAGAGAGGGAGCGAGAGAGAGAGAGAGAGAGAGAGAGAGAGAGAUUAUUUAAUUUAAUUUUUGGAAUAAAAAAAAACUUGAAGCAAGAGCUGAUAAAUUACAAUUUUUAAAAGAUGUAAUGGUGAUGCAAAAUGACACUGUCAUACCUUAUACAUCCCACUUGGGGACUGCUGAGAAAUGUUUUGAUUAAAUGUCUUAUACAUGCAUAUAUGAAUAUAUACAUAAUGAUCCACUGUACAAAACAAACAUUUUUGUUUUGAUUUUUUUUUUGUGUGUGGGGAUCCCCCCUCCCUUUUUUUUUCUUUCCUCUUUCCUUUUCUUUCUUUUAUUUAUUUUUUUGUUUUUUUUUUUCUGAAGGAGGAGGAUAAAAAGAUGUGGACUGGACAAAGACCAUGUGAUUUUGUUAAAGUUUUGACCACUUUUCUCUUGCUAACAGUUUUUGGUGCUUGCUGAGAGCAGCAAAAAUAUUUGAUUCUCUGGUUUCAAAAAAUGUUUAAGUUAUUUUUGUGGUUAUAUUUUUUCCAAUUAUUUAAUUGUACAUUAAAGUAUGUUUGUACCAAUGGAAA